Cooperia oncophora is the source of this 2805-nucleotide messenger RNA. Lineage: Eukaryota; Metazoa; Nematoda; Chromadorea; Rhabditida; Trichostrongylidae. The record is from the annotation of a GenBank genome assembly.
AUGCAGCACAGAGACCCAGCAGAUUCGAUUCGUGUCUUGGCGAUUUGGGCUCUGCUUCUGCACUGUCCUUCAGUUGCUCGAUGUCUCUGCGCUUUUUCUGAUCAACCUGUCGCCUUCUCGUUGGUACUGUCAAGACUGGCAAAGUCCCUGGCGCGAGAGUCACAUGACUGGUUCUUCUACGAAGAGUCCUUGCUGAAAUUGGCUGAUUCGUUGUCGAAUUCGGCGGUGGCAUUGGUUUCGAAGGUGCACAGAGUCUCUCCCAACAAGGCCUAUCGACUUCUCUGCCAACCCCUAGAGGGAUUCCAAGGCGCCACAUUGUCGCAGCUCGCUUUCCAGUUCAACAAUCGAGGCUUGGUAGCUCAUGAAUCGUGUCAGCGCUGGCUCCAUCGUCUUCUCUACGGACAACUCCAGACAUGCUCAUCAACAAUUCUACCGCGGUGGUUGAAAACACUUCUUGCAGCGGUAUUUGUUGUCCCGAUUCGUUGGUGGAUAUGUGUUCGAAGUAACGGCAUAUCAUCACAGUUGUAUGGUUCUGACAAGAAAUCGCCAACAGCAGCACUUCUCGAUGUUGACAGGCAACAAAAACGCGUGCGAGCCAUAUCAACGUACAGUGUGGUAUCUGGUCGUAGUGAUGUGCUGAGUGCAGUGGGUGCUGGACAUUCCAUGCCACAACUGGCUUUUACGGAGUCGGUCACACCACAGUCGAUGGUUUUCCCACUCAACAUCGAGGAUGUCGAGGGUGAAGAUGCGAUUUUUACUAAAAAGCCGCGUCCAAUCAGUCGUCGUGCACCACCGUCAUUGUGCUUGUUUUACUCAACUCCAAUCGUCAAGUACUGGCUGUCGCUCCUAUUCCGACUGCUUCACAUAGCGCUUCUCGCUUAUUCGAUCUUACUACCUGGGUGUGGUAACCUCACGCUGGACGCGAUCGUUUGGAUGUGGACGUUUAUCGCAUGGAUUGAAGCAGUUUGGGUACUCAACAUGCGUAAUCACACCACACCCCUUUCACUGAUGCCAUGGCGGGUUUUCGACUGUGUUCUGACGUUGGCAUUUCUGAUUUCAAUGCUUUUGUUUAAAUUUGUUGGUGACAGUGUUGUGACGGAUUUCUUUUUGCUUUCUACUGUGUAUCCUGUACGGGUUUUGUCGUCUUUCUUUUUGCUCUACUGGUGCUAUGCAACGAUUUUCUUCUACAUUCCCCUCUCUGAACUGUUUGGUCCGAUUAUCGUUCGAGUGAAGCUGAUGAUCCUCAGAGAUUUCACCAACUUCCUUAUUUUGGUCGCUUUAGUGAUGUCAAGUAGUGCAGCGGCGAUUCACGCUGUUCUAUAUCCGGACCGGGAUAUUUCGCUUUCAGUGGCACGCUCAUCACUUGCAUGGGUUUGGUUGUCGCUUUUCACUACUGAUCUUUCCAGCCUCAAAGAAUCGGAUACAUGUAAGAGGGCAUUCCUCGGUUCGCCAACAUCUUACUGUAAUUUUGUUGGUGAAUAUGGCAACACUUCGUGCCCGUCACAAUCGGCUGCUGGUUACCUCGUUAUCAUUGAGUAUUUCGUGCUCCUCAAGCUAAUUCUGUGGCCAAUCCUGUUCGCGUUCUUUGCGAAAACUGCCAAAACCGUUGAUGAGGAAGCUGACAAAAUAUGGAAAUAUCAGAUGUAUUCGUUGGUUACCGAGUUCAGUCUACGUCCACCACUUCCACCUCCACUUACACCACUGUUUUUCUUCUGUAUGGCCUGCUGCAGAGCUGGUGGACAACUUGGCGGCAUGAUGUCCACCUAUCCUGAUCAUCCAGAUGUCGAUCAUCGAGAACGAAGUCGUUCAAAUGUCCGUUUUGGUUCUGUCUAUCGUAAUCCGUCAGUACCAGCAAAAAAGAACGAAUUUGUGAAUUCGUUCUGGCGUCAGCUGAUGAUCGAUCGAUGGCGCGAGGAGACACAAGUGAAAAGUGAUGACAUUGCCAAUGCCGACACCAAGAUCAUUCAGAAUCAAUUGCGAAUGUUGGCACUGAACAACGCUUACCUAGGAGGCGAGAAGAAAAGUAAAUCCGAGAUGGAAUUAAUACCGUACGCGGAUACGGAUAUCAGACGAUUAUCUGUUCCAUCACAGGAAAGACCCUGGCAGAUUUUGCUCCCACGCUACUCGCCACCGUUCUAUUGUCGCCCAGCAGAAGAAUUCCCAGCAGACACUGCGAAGCAUGUUGAAGUUGCCACUGAGCAGAACGUGACCGAAUUGCGACGUCUGUGGCGUUCACGACAGGCUAUGGAUCCUGGCAAGGGAUGGACGUUGUCGGCGGCUGGUUAUCCACUCAAUCCACACGGUCGACGAGGUAUUGCUGGUCGAGGCUGCCAUCCACGUUUUGGAGCUAAUAAACGUUGCUACUACAUCAUUCUGAAAGGAACAACAAAAACCGAGUGUAAAGUAUUGCUCGACGCACACCACAACCUCCCGAAUGAGCCACAUCCGGAAAGUAGCUCAAAGGACGAGCACCUGGCCUCUCUGCUGAGGACAAUAGGGUUACCUGAAUCGGAUGCACAGGUAUUUUCCAUGCGACGUCUCGAUUCGUCUAUCAUCGACUCGUCCGAAACUGUCCCGCCAACUGAUACAAGCCCCGCCCACAUCGCCAGGCUUGCCAUCGAGCACGACAUCGACACGGAUCAUGCGUGGACUGAACAUGAUCUUUGGGCCAUUUCGUUGAGAAAUCGUCCGGUGCUUCAUUCGACUAUCGGCUACAGCUGGUAUUCCAUCAAUUCGGCUAUGUCGUUGUCGAAAGUGCAUACCGAUUUACUUAACAAAACUCUGCGAGUAUACGGUAUCGAGUGA